AUGGAAAAAUGGAUCGGCAAAACGGCAGUUGUUACAGGCGCAAGUGCGGGAAUAGGCGCUUCCAUUUUGUGUUCUUUAGCUGAUCAUGGCAUCAACGUCAUUGGACUGGCUCGUCGCAAAACUCCCAUUGAAGCUUUGGCGAAACAAAAUGCUGGAAAGGGUAAAAUUCUCGCCUUAUCUUGCGAUGUCAGCGAUCCCAAAUCCAUCGAAGCAGUUUUUCGUUACAUCGAGCGAAAUAUCGGUCCGAUCCACAUUUGGAUCAACAACGCUGGCAUUUGGCGUGCCUCAAAGCUAACGAAUGAAGCACUUCGAGAUGACGAAGUAAUUGCAACAAUUAACACAAAUCUCACUGGUUUGGUGCUGUGUAGUCGAAAAGCGGUGAGACUCAUGGAGAAAAACGACGAGCCGGGAUAUCUCAUUAACAUUAACAGUGUCGCUGGGAUGUUAAGUGCAUCAAAUACUCUUGCGGAAAUGGGAACUAAUGUUUAUGCUGGAACAAAACAUGCAGCUGCGAAUAUCACGGAGAUCUUGAGAAUUGAGCUUGCUGCAAAGUCUCAUAAUAAGAUACGAGUUUCGAAUAUUAGUCCCGGAAUUGUUUACACGGAUAUUUUUAUCAAAGCAGGAAUGUCGAAAGAAUUGAGAGAUAAACUUGUUGGAUUGAAACCUGAAGACAUCGCUGACUCAGUAAUUUAUUUACUCAGCACUCCGUUAUCUGUUAAUGUGAGUGAAUUGACAAUUCGUCCCUCGAAAUCUGUUUAUUAG
Messenger RNA from Culicoides brevitarsis, 762 nucleotides. Its product is annotated as farnesol dehydrogenase-like. Gene Ontology annotation, molecular function: oxidoreductase activity. The transcript has 2 exons. Lineage: Eukaryota; Metazoa; Arthropoda; Insecta; Diptera; Ceratopogonidae. Bases 1 to 762 code for a protein of 253 amino acids. The record is from RefSeq and is a predicted model, not a curated record.